CUUCAACCUCCCCGCAUCGUUGCUACCGUCUUCUUCCUCCACUAGCCAUACAGGACUGGCCGUACAGCCUGGAUAUGUGGAGUCUGACACUCCGAACAUCGCCCGCGCGGAGCCUUCGCGUCCCAGGCCGAGCUCUCGCCAGCUCAUUCAGAGGACGUUCCAGUCCUCGUGGCCCCCGGAACUCCAUUCGGAGACCAGCGCCCAUCAGAAAAGAUGCCACGCCCUCACAGCAACCCGCACCUCACGCCCCAGACACACCUUCCGAUGCCCCCAACCCCCAAUACGACCCCUCCCAGAACACGCUUCUCGCCCCAGUCCACAUCCCCGAAGACCCUCAUGGCGUCAUAAAAGAGACCCAUCCCGCCACGGGGAUCCUGGCAAACUCGGGGCUGGUGGUGCAGCGGCAGCUGGAGCUUAUGAAUGUGAUGAUCGGCUUCGAACAGGCCAACAAAUAUGUGAUCAUGGAUGCCAACGGCAACCAUAUCGGCUACAUGGCGGAGCAGGAGAAGGGGAUGGGCAAUAUGAUGGCGCGGCAGUGGUUCCGUACACACCGCAGCUUCGUAACGCAUGUGUUCGACAAGCAUGAGAAUGAAGUGCUUCGGUUUCACCGUCCGUUCUCAUGGAUCAACUCCCGCAUCCGAGUGUACGACCCUCUUGAUGUGGCGACAGGUGCCCGUUCCUCGUCGACCGCUCUCCAAACCAACUCUGCUGGCACCCUUGUUCCGUCGGCAGGUGGCUCAAACGCCCGGGUCUCAUCAUUGGGAUUUGACGACAUGCGGGUCAUCGGAGAAACCCAGCAGCAAUGGGCCCCGCUGCGUCGCAAAUACAACAUGUUCACAUACCACCACUCGCCCAACCCCGCGACCGACAUGAACACCCAGAAACUACCUCUUGAUCGAACAGGCCUGUCCAAUGCGCAGCAGAUGCAGCUGGUCCAGACAUCCGAGGACGGCCAAAACCUUGGCGAAUACCACCAGUUCGCAUACGUGGAUGAGCCAUUCCUAUCCUGGGACUUUUCCCUACGCUCUGCCGAAAACCAGCUGAUCGGCUCCGUCAAUCGCAAUUUUGUUGGGUUUGCGCGCGAAUUUUUCACCGACACGGGUGUCUAUGCCCUGCGGAUGGACUCUGCCGCCCCCAGCGAACAGUUCCUCGACAAGAAGGCUGAGCUGGGGAUGACCCUGGACCAACGUGCCGUGAUGCUGGCGACCGCGGUGAGCAUCGAUUUCGACUACUUCAGUCGCCAUAGCGGCGCGGGUGGCUUCGGGUUCAUGCCUAUGUGGAUCCCUGGCUUCGGCGGCGAGGCAGCCGGGGGCGCUGCCGCUGGCGAGGCGGGCGCGGCGGGCGCGGUGGGAGAAGCCGGCGCAGGGGCAGUUGGCCGGGCUGGAGCUGCCGGUGGAAUGGCGGAUGGCGCAGGCGCUGCUGCAGCGGGUGCUGGAACAAUGGCCGGAUAUGAGGCCAUGUCUCGGGGACAGGGAGCAAGCAAGCCUGAUCAGAAGGACGGGGAGCCGUCAGAGUUUGGGAGCAAUCCUAAGGAUACGGAGGUCUGGGGGGAUGGGGCGGAGGAUCCAUCUGCUUUUGAAGAGGACCCGUGGGCAGAUGACGAAGGGGAUGGAGAUGACUAUGACUUCUUCUAGUGACUUGUAGGAUUACGCGGUCUGCAUAUAACUAACGGGAGUUGCCGCUUGUUCGUAAGACUUGACGGACCGAUUGUCAAUCAUGCAGGCAGGGAUGGUUCACAAUGCCCUAGUAUAGAUACCGUCUAAGGAUGUAUAGGAGCUGCUUGGGGGGUCUACGAGCCUUCCCUCUUUAUGUACUAUAUAGGCAGUCUAUUAUCGCUUCAGAUUUCCCCUUCACAUUCAGCCUAUGAGGUGGAACUCGAAGAACCAUGAGAACCAUGACGAUAGCAGCUGCCUGAGGCAGCGAUACGUGCCGGCCUCAACCGUCGGC
This is a messenger RNA of Aspergillus heteromorphus CBS 117.55, 1947 nucleotides long. Its product is annotated as scramblase family protein. Gene Ontology annotation, molecular function: phospholipid scramblase activity. Gene Ontology annotation, biological process: plasma membrane phospholipid scrambling. Gene Ontology annotation, cellular component: plasma membrane. NCBI's taxonomy places the organism in Eukaryota, Fungi, Ascomycota, Eurotiomycetes, Eurotiales, Aspergillaceae. The record is from RefSeq and is a predicted model, not a curated record. The transcript has 2 exons. The coding region runs from base 75 to 1634 and encodes 519 amino acids.